Messenger RNA from Dovyalis caffra, 1086 nucleotides. NCBI's taxonomy places the organism in Eukaryota, Viridiplantae, Streptophyta, Magnoliopsida, Malpighiales, Salicaceae. The record is from the annotation of a GenBank genome assembly.
AUGGAUUGUAUUAAAUUUAAUGGGGAUCCUAUAAGCCGCAGAAGUUAUUCUCCGUAUAUAAGGGAAGCACCCACCGCCCAAUUAUUUUUCUACACAAGAGCAUUCAAGCCCAACUAUAUCCAGCUAAGAACGGUUUUUGUGGAGAAAAUAUUGAGGGUCCAACCAAAUGUGAAGAAACUUUAUCUCCUUCUAAGAGCUGCAGAUGAUAAGUCUGCUAGAGAACGUCUGUGUGAUGAGGUAAUAGGAAAGGACUUGUUUAAAGUUUUAAGGGAGAAACAUGGUGCAAAUCUUCAUUCCUUUAUAUCAGAAAAGGUAACUCCUGUCCCUGGUGAUAUCACUUACGAAGACUUGGGAGUGAAAGAUUCUUCUUUGAAGGAUGAAAUGUGGGGAGAAAUUGAUGUUGUGCUUAAUUUUGCUGCCACCACUAACUUUGACGAAAGUCUUAUAUAUGCCUUUUCAGCUUAUGUGUGUGGUGAAGAAGGACUGAUAUUGGAGGAGCCAUUUCUCAUGGGUAAAGCCAAAAAAGGAACCGAUAAAAUAGUUAGUAGCACCGAAAGGAGGCUGAUGGAAGAAAAAUUAAAUCAACUCCAGUUAGAAAGUGCUCCAGAUUGUGAUGUUAAAUCAGCUAUGAAGGAUUUUGGCACUGAGAGGUACUAUAUACCAGCUGACAUGGUUGUCAAUGCUAUUAUUGUGGCCAUUGAAGCACAUGGAGACCAACAACAUUCAGGAAUCCGUUAUCAUUUGGGCUCUUCAUUGAGAAAUCCAGUAAAAAUUUCAAAUCUUUUUGAUUUUUUCUUCCGGCACUUCAGUAAGAAUCCAUGGGUUAACAAUGAUGGAGUCACAGGAAAAGUAAAUAAAAUGGCCCUUUUAAACAGUAUGGCUAACUUCAACACAUACCUGACGAUUCAUUUUCUACUACCAUUGAAGGAAGAAAAUCAUGAUCUCUCAUCAGGAGAAUGGAACCAAACUGAUAGAGCUCGCCAAUUAUGGAAUGAACUACUAUCUGUAGAGUGUUCUUAUUCUCCGUUGUUGUUACGGGUUCGUGUGCAUUACAAGAAUGGUUACAACUUGCAAACCAAAACUUAA